AUGGCGUCAGAUCCUCCGUCACUUCCACUACCCGAGGAGACCUUCCAGAUCAUCUCUUCUCUUCGCUACGAACCCGCACUUCCAGAGGUCAUCAAAACAAGCGCCGCAGAAUGCUACCCUGAUUCCCUACAAUCGCCCUUCUACCUCCUCCCGUACCAUCAACAACGACUCCUCUCUGCAGCAGAGUGUUUUAAAUGGACUGAAGCCGUCGCCUUUCUGCAGCAGGAUCUCAAAUCUUUUGCUCAAUUCCUUGACGGCUUCAUUCCUGACCAGACGAAACCAUGGCGUCUUCGCAUCGUUGUCGACCGUCAUGGCCGUUGCACCGUCGAUGUCAAUCCAGCGAUGCCAAUGGAGCCACUGAGCCUUCUGCUGCCGUCCGAUAAGCGUCCGCCAUCUGACCCCUGGCGUGUUGUUGUUGAUUCUCAGCCAACGAUCCCGUCACCAUUCACAAGAUACAAAACCACCUCUCGCAACAACUACACGGCUGCCCGUCUUCGGUCGAACAUCACAUCCCCGCAGGACCCUGUUGAAGUGUUGAUAGUGAAUCCAAAUGGCCAAAUAAUGGAGGGAAGUAUCACUACACCAUACUUUAGACGGCGGGGACAUGGUUCACAACCAGAGGGAAAUGGUCAAAACAGUUCCGAGCCAACUUGGGUUACGCCACCUCUUUCCAGUGGUGGUAAUGCAGGAACUACAAGGCGGUACGCUUUGGCCCAGAGAUUCUGCUCCGAGCAGGCCAUCACCGUUGGAGAUUUAAUUGACGGCGAAGAGUGCUGGUUAAGUAAUGGUGUGAGAGGGUUCUUCCCUGGCAAAAUCGUGAUAUCAGAGCCCAAAUGA
Molecule: messenger RNA, 837 nt
Organism: Aspergillus clavatus NRRL 1
Lineage: Eukaryota; Fungi; Ascomycota; Eurotiomycetes; Eurotiales; Aspergillaceae
Exons: 1
Coding region: 1-837 (278 amino acids)
Molecular function (GO): catalytic activity
Source: RefSeq, a predicted model, not a curated record